ACGGAAAGGACGUUUACACUCGAACCGUUUGCGGCUAAAAUCAAGUGACAGAAAUUAUUCAUGUAUUGUACAUUUCGUUGAGUGAAACUAAAAAAAACAGCAUAACGUUGUAUGAUAUAGUUUUUCGUUUAAAACUGGGUGUUAUUUAACGUGUUUUGGUGGCUUAGUUCAGCAUUGCCAGAGCCUCCAGAGUCGAAGUUAGCUAGGAAGCUAACGUUAGCUGUUAGCUUACGAGUCGAAAUGUUCAAAGCUAAAAUUGUCCUUGUUGGUCCCAGUGAGAGCGGGAAAACUGUUCUUGCAAAUUUUCUGUCCGACCCGAAACCAAAUGUGGAGGUGGGAAGUGAAUACAGACCUACUCAAGGAGUAAGGAUACUGGAAUUUGAUUCACAAUCAGGAGGCAGUGGUGACAAUGUGAAUGUGAAAUGUCAAGUUGAACUUUGGGACUGUUCGGGACAUAUAAAAUUUGAAUCGUGCUGGCCCGCCAUGAUGAAGGACUCCAGCGGUGUGGUGAUCCUUUUUAAUCCUGAUGUUCCGAGUCACUUCAAAGAAAUAGAAUUAUGGUAUUCUGCGUUUGUGGACGCUCCAGGCCUGCAGGACAACCAGUGUUUACUCAUCGCUCACCACAAGCCUGGCUGCAAAGUAGAUGAUGGACGGCUGCCAUUAGCCUCCAGUAUGGCCAGACUUACGCUUAUUCACUCAAAUCUGGAGGACGAACCUGAGGAUGUGAUGCACGCUUUCUGCAGAUACUUGGGAAAAGUUGUGAACACAAUGUCGGAAAGUCGAGAGCGAGAGGAGAUGUCCAUCAUCACUUAGUAGGAAAAAAAUCUAUAAAUUAUGCAGCUGAAUGAAGAAAUAUGUUGUUGGCAUUGGCAAUCUUUAAGUGGCAUUCAUUCAGCUGUACAUGAAACUUACAAAACCCCUUGCAAACUUUUUAUCAAAAAUAUUUUUUCCCACUGUUAUUUGUUGUCAUAUAUUUUGUACAACUGUUGCAAAUAAAAUAAAGAAUGUUUAUUUGAAAGUUUGGUACAGAUUUCGUUUAGAAUGUGACGAUUAGUGCAAAAAGAGGGUUAAGAGCAAAACAAACAAUCAGACAUCGUAUCCAAUGAUGCCUCCUUGUGUCUUUUUUGGUAAUUUUGUUGCCUUUUUUGGUAAUUUUGUGUCUUUUUAUUAUUAUUUUAUGCCUUUUUUGGUCAUUUUGUGUCUUUUUUAAGUCAUUUUGUGUCUUUUUUGGUCAUUUUGUGUCCUUUUUUGAUCAUUUUGUGCCUUUUUUUAAAUCAUUUUGUGGACAAUUUGUGCCUUUUUUAAAUAAUUUUGUGGGCAAUUUGUGCCUUUUUUUGGUCAUUUUUUUUGUUAAUUUUGUGUCUUUUUUUGGUCAUUUUGAAUCUAUUUUUGAUCACUUUGUCUCUUUUUUUAGUCAUUUUGUGUGUUUUUUGGUUAUUUUGUGUAUUUUUUGGUCAAUUUGUGUCUUUUUUUGGAGAUGUCCAUCAUUACUUAGUAGGAAAAUCUAUAAAUUAUGCAGC
This is a messenger RNA of Centropristis striata (black sea bass), 1520 nucleotides long. RefSeq names its product intraflagellar transport 22 homolog (Chlamydomonas) (gene ift22). The record is from RefSeq and is a predicted model, not a curated record. Lineage: Eukaryota; Metazoa; Chordata; Actinopteri; Perciformes; Serranidae. Gene Ontology annotation, molecular function: GTPase activity. Gene Ontology annotation, cellular component: endomembrane system. The transcript is spliced from 5 exons. Gene Ontology annotation, biological process: intracellular protein transport. Bases 241 to 813 code for a protein of 190 amino acids.